AUGUACUAUCUGCAUGUAACAUUAUUGCAGGUAUACACAUGCCAUGGUGACCCAAAGUAUACAUGGCCUCUAGACACUGUGAACCCUCUACUCGAGAAGAGGGCGAAUGUUACCGAGGGACAAACAGGCUGUUCUCAUCAACAAGGAUUAUUGUAUGAUACACUUAAUUACAAUGGCAUUUACAUGUCGGGAAGUUCUUACUCUUACAUUGACGUAACAAUAGGGAAUGCGCAUAGCAUAGAUGAUUUUGCAAUAACUAUAUACGUUAAGAGGCAAAGUCUCUCCGGUGUCGGAACUAUAUUUCAUUACAGAGUGGAUUCAGCCGCCGUUGACACCAACAUUAUACAAAUCAAAGAUGUGAUUCUAAGUAACAAUGAGACGCAUUUGAUUGCGGAAACGUUUGGGCCAAAUGAUGAACAAUAUGGCUUCACAGCGGUGGCAUUAGACGCUGUAAUACUGGUUCAAAAUUGGACAGGAAUAUGUGUAAGUCAUGAUGGGAAGAAGAAGACACGGAUCAUUACCAAUAUGGGUAUUGACUUUCUAACAGAAACCGCAAUGGAUGCCGAAAUAGAACAACCAGCUAUGCUGAGAUUCGGCUCCUCUUUCUACCCUGAACGACCACCUUUCUUCGGGAAUAUUAUUUGCGCUAACAUGUAUGGCUCAAAAGAUUGCCAUUUAGAUGAUUCGUUAGAUGAGUGCACAGGGGGAGCCUGGCAACUGCCCCUAGUUCCAGUGACAGAAACCUGUGCCGAACUUAAAGGCUACUUUAAGAUAAAGCAACAGAAUGCUGUGAUAGAUAAUUCUGUAUCACCAUUAAAUACGACAACCACCUCGUCCAGAAUGAAAUGUGCAGAUUUAUGUGUGCGGAACGAGUUAUGUUGGACAUACACAUUGAAUAAAGUAACAGUAGAAUGUAAAAUAUAUGAUUCUGACUACUCAGUGCACCUUCAACCUGCUACCGGAAUACAUGAAAGUUUGGCCAGGAUAGGUCUUGAAAGAUUUUUAACGAAGAAGAAGGAAAAAACGAAGAAGGAGAGGAAGAAAAAAGAAGAAUUAGAAGUAGAGGAGGAAGAAGCAAAGGAAUUAAAUUCUAUUUAA
Ruditapes philippinarum (Manila clam) is the source of this 1098-nucleotide messenger RNA. RefSeq lists its product as uncharacterized. The transcript is spliced from 4 exons. Bases 1 to 1098 code for a protein of 365 amino acids. NCBI's taxonomy places the organism in Eukaryota, Metazoa, Mollusca, Bivalvia, Venerida, Veneridae. The record is from RefSeq and is a predicted model, not a curated record.